AUGCUACACCGCAGUCUACGGCCGCUGUGCACGCCCUUUCAGCUUCCCAGGCGCGCGGCCCAGGUGCAAGUGGGCAGCGCGAAUCCAUUGCCGGCAUGGUCGCGCUCAUUCCACGCCUCUUCCCGCCUGCGGGUCGUCGAUCUUGCGUACAAACUCCACGACAACAACGGAAAGGCAAAGGGUGACCCAAUCGUGAUGAUUCAUGGCCUGUUCGGCAGCAAGAGGAACAACCAGAGCGUUGCCAAUGUCUUUGCGCGCCAUCUGUCCCGCCCCGUCUAUGCCAUCGACACACGCAACCACGGCGACUCCCCGCACCACAAGACACACAACUACAUCGCCCUCGCCGAAGACGUCGAAGCCUUCCUACAGAAACACAACCUGAAGAACUCGACCCUGAUCGGGCACUCGAUGGGCGCGAAGACCGUCAUGGCAAUGGCGCUGCGCAACCCCUCGUGCUGCGCGAACAUCAUCCCCGUAGACAACGCGCCCGUCGACGCAGCCCUAUCCUCUGACUUCCCCAAGUACGCCGAGGGCAUGAAGAAAGUGGCCGAAGGCGCGCCCAAGAGCCAAAAGGCCGCCGACCAACUCAUGCAGCCCUACGCCCCCGCGCUGCCCGUCCGACAGUUCCUGCUCUCCAACCUCGUGCGCCCCGCGCCGGGUGAGCCGAUGCAGUGGCGCAUCCCGAUCCAGGUGCUCGGCAAGUCGCUGGACAACAUGGCCGACUUCCCCUUCACGGACCCGGACCAGCACUGCUUCAGCAAGCGCGCGCUGUUUAUCCGCGGCACGAAAAGUCGCUAUGUCACCGAUGAGGCGCUGCCGGUCAUUGGACGCUUCUUCCCCCGCUUCGAGCUCGUGGAUCUCGAUUGUGGACAUUGGGUUAUCAGCGAGAAGCCGGACGAGUUCAUCAAGGCGGUUGUGGACUUCCUGAGCGAAGAAGAGCAGUCAUCCUGA
Molecule: messenger RNA, 951 nt
Organism: Ascochyta rabiei
Lineage: Eukaryota; Fungi; Ascomycota; Dothideomycetes; Pleosporales; Didymellaceae
Exons: 2
Coding region: 1-951 (316 amino acids)
Cellular component (GO): mitochondrion
Source: RefSeq, a predicted model, not a curated record